Messenger RNA from Paramisgurnus dabryanus, 6227 nucleotides. It is a transcript of the gene atp2a2b, whose product is annotated as ATPase sarcoplasmic/endoplasmic reticulum Ca2+ transporting 2b. Gene Ontology annotation, biological process: calcium ion transport. The record is from RefSeq and is a predicted model, not a curated record. NCBI's taxonomy places the organism in Eukaryota, Metazoa, Chordata, Actinopteri, Cypriniformes, Cobitidae. Gene Ontology annotation, cellular component: membrane. Gene Ontology annotation, molecular function: ATP binding; P-type calcium transporter activity; ATP hydrolysis activity.
AGCGCAUUCCACAUGCGGCCAGCGAGAGCGGUGCACGAGGAUCAGGAGAGCGGCGGAACGGAGACACGCGAUUGGUGCUGAUGGUGCAAGAGCUGCGAACACCGAAUACCGGCAGUUUACCACCGUUUACGAGAACGAGCCGAAGAUAGAUCCGAGUGGUUGUUUAACGUUAGUUGGUAAACGUUAAUCAUAAGGACUCUCUGGAGAGUACGAAGGACUAAUAAAGCUGAAGAUUAAGCGAGUUUAUAAUGUGCGAUUUAUAUUUUUUGCCGUAUUAGUCCGGGAUAGUAAGUUUCUCAUCGAUCAUCGGCAUCACUAACCACUGUAGUCCAACUACAUUUUUUAUCAAGUUUUUUUUGUGGGUCCGAAGGUCUUCGGGACUUAAAGAAGCCCGUUUGGGGAGGUCGAGAGUCCGAUUGUAACCAAGGUGUUCGUCUGUCCACGAUGGAGAACGCUCAUACGAAAACGGUGGAGGAAGUUUACAGUUAUUUUGCCGUGAAUGAGAGCACGGGACUCGGCUUGGAGCAAGUAAAGCGGCAGCGGGAGAAAUGGGGACCGAACGAAUUGCCUGCAGAAGAGGGAAAAUCACUGUGGGAGUUGGUGAUGGAGCAAUUUGAGGAUCUUUUAGUAAGGAUUCUUCUCCUGGCAGCUUGCAUUUCUUUUGUGUUGGCGUGGUUUGAGGAGGGAGAGGAGACCAUCACUGCAUUUGUGGAGCCUUUUGUAAUAUUGCUAAUUCUUAUAGCCAACGCUAUUGUAGGAGUUUGGCAGGAGAGAAAUGCAGAGAAUGCCAUUGAGGCCCUUAAAGAAUAUGAGCCAGAGAUGGGCAAGGUAUAUCGGCAAGACAGGAAAACCGUACAGAGGAUCAAAGCCAGGGACAUUGUACCCGGAGACAUUGUGGAAGUUGCCGUGGGUGACAAAGUUCCUGCCGACAUUCGAUUGACUUCAAUCAAGUCGACGACCCUGAGGGUGGACCAGUCCAUUUUAACAGGAGAAUCUGUGUCAGUGAUCAAGCAUACAGACCCUGUCCCUGAUCCUCGGGCUGUGAACCAGGACAAGAAGAACAUGCUCUUCUCUGGUACCAACAUUGCCGCAGGCAAGGCAGUGGGUGUAGUGAUUGCCACUGGCGUGAACACAGAAAUUGGCAAAAUCCGUGACGAGAUGGCAUCCACAGAACAGGAGCGCACACCUCUGCAACAAAAACUGGACGAGUUCGGCCAGCAGCUCUCCAAGGUCAUCUCGCUCAUCUGCAUCGCCGUGUGGAUCAUCAACAUCGGACACUUCAACGACCCCGUCCACGGCGGCUCAUGGAUCCGCGGAGCCGUGUACUACUUCAAGAUUGCCGUCGCUCUGGCUGUGGCCGCCAUCCCGGAAGGCCUGCCCGCUGUCAUCACCACGUGCCUGGCUCUGGGGACUCGUCGAAUGGCCAAGAAGAACGCCAUUGUGCGGUCUCUGCCCUCUGUGGAGACCCUGGGCUGCACUUCUGUCAUCUGCUCUGACAAGACCGGAACACUAACCACCAAUCAGAUGUCUGUAUGCAGGAUGUUCAUUGUAGAUCAAGCAAAUGGAAACAGCUGCUCUUUAAAGGAGUUCACCAUUACCGGCUCUACAUAUGCCCCUGAAGGACAAGUGUUUCUUGAUGGUAAACCAGUGAGAUGCUCCCAGUAUGAGGCGCUGGUUGAAAUGGCCUCCAUCUGUGCUUUGUGCAACGAUUCCUCUCUGGACUACAAUGAGGUAAAAGGUGUGUACGAGAAGGUUGGAGAAGCCACAGAGACCGCCCUCACGUGUCUGGUGGAGAAAAUGAACGUGUUUGACACUGAUAUAAAAGGCCUUUCUAAGGUCGAGCGAGCUAAUGCGUGCAACUCGGUCAUUAAACAGUUGAUGAAAAAAGAAUUUACUCUUGAGUUCUCCAGAGACAGAAAGUCCAUGUCCGUAUACUGCACUCCCAACAAAGCCCGUUCCUCUAUCGGCAAGAUGUUUGUUAAGGGGGCUCCUGAGGGAGUGAUUGACAGAUGCACGCACAUCCGGGUGGGAGGGAACAAGGUUCCCUUGACGGCAGGUAUUAAAGAGAAGAUCCUGUCUGUGAUUCGCGAGUAUGGCACAGGACGCGAUACACUACGCUGUCUGGCUCUGGCCACCCGAGAUAACCCAUUGAGUAAAGAAAAACUGGUGCUGGAGGACGCAACCCGGUUUGUUGAGUAUGAGACGGAUUUGACAUUUGUGGGGUGUGUGGGCAUGCUGGACCCUCCCCGUGCCGAAGUAGCCGCUUCCAUCAAACUGUGCCGUCAGGCUGGCAUCAGAGUAAUCAUGAUCACUGGUGACAACAAGGGCACGGCAGUCGCCAUCUGCAGGCGCAUCGGCAUCUUCGGCGAGGAGGAUGAUGUCUCAUCCAUGGCUUACACCGGCCGAGAGUUCGAUGACCUGUCUCCUGCCGCCCAGCACGAGGCGGUGCUCAGCGCCCGUUGCUUUGCCCGCGUGGAGCCAUCCCACAAAUCUAAAAUAGUGGAGUUCCUGCAGUCGUACGAUGAGAUCACGGCCAUGACUGGAGAUGGUGUAAAUGAUGCACCUGCUCUAAAAAAGGCUGAAAUCGGUAUUGCCAUGGGCUCGGGUACGGCUGUUGCCAAGACGGCCUCUGAGAUGGUGCUUGCUGAUGAUAACUUUGCAACCAUUGUGGCUGCUGUGGAAGAAGGUCGAGCCAUUUACAACAAUAUGAAACAAUUCAUUCGCUACCUCAUCUCUUCUAAUGUCGGAGAGGUGGUCUGUAUUUUCUUAACGGCGGCUCUGGGCUUUCCCGAGGCUCUAAUCCCAGUUCAGCUCCUCUGGGUCAAUCUGGUGACCGAUGGUCUGCCUGCUACCGCACUGGGCUUCAACCCCCCCGACCUGGACAUCAUGAGCAAACCCCCACGCAAUGCCAGAGAACCCCUCAUCUCCGGCUGGCUGUUUUUCAGAUACCUAGCUAUUGGCUGUUAUGUGGGUGCUGCUACUGUAGGUGCUGCUGCGUGGUGGUUUAUUGCCGCUGAAGACGGACCCAGGGUCACAUUCUACCAGCUGAGCCACUUCCUCCAAUGCGCUCCAGACAACCCUGAGUUUGAGGGCCUGAAGUGUGAAGUCUUUGAGUCUCCAUAUCCAAUGACCAUGGCUCUGUCUGUUCUCGUCACCAUUGAGAUGUGCAAUGCCCUCAACAGUGUUUCUGAGAACCAGUCUCUGGUUCGUAUGCCCCCUUGGGAGAACGUGUGGCUGCUAGGAGCCAUCUGCCUGUCCAUGUCCCUUCACUUCCUCAUCCUUUAUGUAGAGCCUCUGCCGAUAAUCUUUCAGAUCACGCCACUAAACCUGACCCAGUGGCUUAUGGUGCUGAAGAUCUCCCUGCCAGUCAUCUUGCUGGACGAGGUGCUCAAGUUUGCAGCCAGGAACUAUCUGGACCCCGGUAACGACCUGGACAAGCCGAAGGGCAAGACCUGCUGCUUCACCAAGUGCUUGGAGGGCAUCUCCUGGCCCUUCGUGGCUCUCUCACUCCCCCUGGUGCUGUGGAUCUACAGCACUGACACUAACUUGGCCGAGAUGUUCUGGUCUUGACUGAAAUGAGCACAGAGACCACACUAUGUGUGUAGAUGACGUGUAUAUGUGUGUCUGUAUGCGUGGUUGUGCGUUUAAAGUGUGCCUCUGCAGCGGUGAAUGUGUACAAGAUGAAAUUAACAUAUGUGUAACAGUAAUAUAGAAAUAAUUUUUUAACUGUCCUGUGGGGAUAAAGUAGACCACGCAGAACUGAAGUCUUUAUUAAGUAUUAGCGACCAGUAAUGUUCCAAGAUUGUUUGUGGCAUUCCCGCUGGUUUCUUGUUUCAUUUUUUUUAUUUUUUAUUAAUCAUUUGGAUAUGUUGUUUUUGUCUUGUCUCAUUUCAAACCGGUAUGAAUAAUGGUCAUUCCAUUUUGUUCACCCCCUGUAUCAUGUAUUCAUAUGCAAAAUAAGUGCUCGUGUACAAACAUUUAACACUAUUUUAUGCAAUUGUUUGUUUUUCUUAUUCCAUUUUGGUAACUGAGAGUAAAGUUGGGUAGAGGAGAGAGAGAGAGAAAGAGCUAGUAUAGGACAGAAGAACUGUUUACUAAUGUUUACCUUCGGCAUCAACGUUACUCCGAGCCAAUGGACAAGCAUGUUGUAGCAAAGCAACAUGGGAAAAGAAGAGUGUGGGACAGAAUUGACCAAGUCAAAUCCCGGGAUGACCGCUGCAUGUUGUGUACUUGCAUGCAUUUUGUGGGUUUACAUUUGAUUUGUACCUGUAAGUCUUUCCUGUGUGUAAUACCUUGCAUUCUUUUGUUUUCCACUAUUACCCAACACUUGAUUAGUAAAGCCAGUUUUUCUGCACUAGGCAGAGUACAGCUACCUCAGGACUGUCAGAUUAGACUCUCUGGUUGCUUUCUCCCACCUAGCUUUACACACGGCUUGUACACAUUAGACAUUGACUGCAUGAGGUGUGCCUCUUAUUUGGCUUGUGAUAACAAACAAAACUCAUUUUUGUUGGCCCUAACUAAUGUUUUAAGUUUUAGUAUUUUAUAAUUCUUGCAUUAACUUAAUUUGUGUUUUCUUUUUGUGAUGGGGUGGGAUGGACAAAAGAUGUAAAUGUUACCGUUUGGGUGGGUGGGAGUGGAGUCAGAGGAGUAGAAUAUUUAACAAGCAAAGAUAUAAGGGUUGCAUUAAAAAAUGUGAAUUUUACGAUGCAAAACCAAAAUGUUUCACGCGACCUUUUUCUACUUUUAAGAAAAUACACUCAUAUGAACCAUUGAAUUAAAACCGUGUCUUUAUUUUGCAAGCUGUUUUGUGACUACGAUGCAACACAUCAAGAUUUAGAAGCAAAUAUACUUGAAUAAUGUACUGUACAGAUAUCGAAAUACAUUGCUGAGCACAAGAUUGACAGCUGGGAGGAGCUUCAUUGUGAGGCAGCCUCAUAUUCUGCCCUCACCAGCCAGUCUGGUGAAGAGGCCUGUAUAUUUGUACACAGCACAUAUACCAAACGGUACAAAGUACAUUUUUUUAUUAAAUUGAGCUUUCCAACAUUAAGUUGUACGUGGCAUUACAUUAAUCCUGCUUGUUGUAAUGGAUGCAUGUAUCUGACUUUGCCCUCCCUUUGGUAUUAUCAGUGUUUUAUCUAACAGCCAUGCACUUUCCCUUAAAUGCCUUAGUGGUUCGCCAUUUAAGUAUCCCUAACUUGACCGCAUUACAUUCCUCCAUUCGGCCCUUUCCACCAGCCUGACGAACAUUAAAUGUCUCUAAGCCUUGAGUUUUCUGACCGAAUUUGCUUUUUUGGACCAACCCUGCUAUGUGUUAAAUGGCUAAAUUUAUUUAACAUGACAAGUUGGCUUGAGAUUACAUGUAGUAUAUUUGUUUUGUAAUUGUAUAUUAUAAAGACCUUAUCAUCAAAUUCUCUUUUGUGGCUAGAUGUCAGUUGUUUCCUUAACCCCAUAUCAAAUUUAAAUAAUGAUAUUAUUAUUAACUACAAAAUGUGUUUUUAUUACAAUGGUCCGUACACUGUGGUCUGACUUGCUCAGGAACUAAAUUUGGUUGUUGCUGUCAAAAAGAAGCUCAUCAAAACUAAUACCAAUAUAAAUAUAAAUCCUUUUUUUUAACAAUUAAACAAAUUCUGGCAAUUAUAUUCAAGUGUGUUGCUAAAUAUUUAUUUUAUAGUGCACUUUAGUUUUUAUUUUCUCCUUUAAUGUUCCUCAUUUUAUUUAAAUUGACCAUUCAUGCUUAGUAAAAUGUUUCCCUGCCACCUGCUUGUGCCGGGAAACCUCGGGCUUCUGUGUUGUGCAUGUUUGUUUCGAGUGACUUUGAGUUUUAGAACCUGCAUGUUGAGUAUGCAGAAAAGAUUUCCACCAUUGCACUGACAGAUCACAUUCAACGGGCAUUCGGGAAGAAUGGUUAGAUGAGAAUAGAUUCAAUAAUAUAGACUCAAUACCAAGACAUGAGAGAAAGUUUGUAUGAAAUCAAACCGCAUCAUCAGUCCUCUAUACCAUGCAUGCAGUUUUAAUGUCUAACAUUGCCUAAUGCUGUUUUUUUUGUUUGUGUGUAAAUUGUCAUAGUUUUAUAAACAUGUAUUAUACAGUAUAAUGCAUGCCUUCAGUUGUAAUUAGCCAAAUAAUUUAAUCUAUAUUUAUAUAACAACUUGCUGUGUACAUUGCUGCUAAAUGGUAUGAUAUGAUUAUACACAUCAUUUUACAAAUAAAUCUGCAGUUUAAUUUUA